CUGUGGGCCUGGAGCUCUGAUGGGAGAUGGGGCAGUGGAGCAUGUGGAGGCAGGGCCGCGUCGCGGUGUUGGCGGCCAGGAAGGGGACUGGUCUUGCCGUUUGCCCUCGUCCUGUCCUGUCUGGAUUCUGAACUCCUGAAGGACUAGGCCUUGUACGUUAGAGAGCUCUCGGAUGCCUGGGUGGAGCCGGCUCUGGUGCCUGCGGUGGGGCUCAGCGGGAUCCCGACACGGAAACAGAUGGCAAUAUAUGUCCCUACAAAAUUCUUUUUUCCUCUCGAGGAGAUCUCUAUCUUGGGUUUCCCAGGCACACACUUUGGGAAAUCCUGUUGUGAUGUCUUAUGGAACAAAAGAGAAGAACAUUUCAAGAAAGAAUCUGCUUAUGUACAUGUGAGAGAAGUAAAAAUGUCAGAUGAUAUCAGGAAAAGGUUUGAAUUUCCAAAUUCUCUUAUCCAAUCACAGGCUGCAGGUCAUCUUAUUGCUGCAGUUCUAAAGGAAAAUGGUUUUUCAGAAAAGAUCCACCAGUCCACAAAUCAGACUCCUGCUUUGAACUUGCUGUGGGAGAAGUGUUGCAGUGAUAAUGUCGUGGUUCGAACAGCCUGCUGUGAGGGUCUGGUAGCCCUUGUCGCUCAGGAUCUUGCGGAGUUCAGCUAUGUUCUCAAUGGGAUUCUCAACCUGAUUCCAUCGACCAGGAAUACACACGGCUUGAUAAAAGCCAUUAUGAAAUUAUUACAAAUGCAAGCUCUUAAGGAAGGACAUGGUGGAGAGAAGAAUAUUAAGGAUAUAUAUAACAUUAGAAGCCAUCCUCAGCCUUUGAUCACUGUGCUUGAACACAGACCUGAUUGCUGGCCAGUACUUUUGCAACAGCUGACAACUUUUUUCCAGCAAUGCCCUGAAAGGUCAGAAGUUUCAUGUAUCCAAAUAAUGGCACCGUUUCUGUGGUAUCUGUAUUGUGAACCAUCCCAGUUACAAGAAUAUGCUAAACUCCGACUAGCUCUGCUCAAAGUCUUACUUCACCCCCGGGUUCUUUGUGACAAAGAACAACCAUCAAUAUUGGAACAACAGAUGCUACAACUGUGUUGCGACAUGGUUCCAUGUUUGCAGAUAAGAGAUUUGACACAGACAACAGAAGUGAUGCUGUUUAUUGAAGAAGUAUAUUUAAGCCUUUUGCGUCAUCCUGUUUUCUGGAAAAUUCAGCUUAUCCAGAUGACCCUUCAGCUGCUGUGUGUCUGUGAAGUCAGCUUAAACAUAACUGGGGAAUGCUCAUCUUUAAUUCACCUUUUAGAGCACAGUGUUGAACUUCUGAAGGAGGAUUUUCCUGUUGAACCAGUCAUAAUUGGAAUAGCUUUACUACUAUUACAGACUCCGGCAAGUCAGCAGAAGCCAAUCUUAAGUCUAGCUCUGAAGCUUCUCUCUUCUGCUGAGGGUCAGAAAAUCCCAAAGUCCUCCUUGCUGCUAGUGAUGCCAGUUCUGCAGAUAUUAUCUUCUACUGCCUUGAAAGACUGUAUAUCCCCAGAUGAAGAAGGACCAUCUAGGCAGCAGUUGGCUCUAAACCUUUUAGAAAUGGUACAGCAGGAGUGCUACAGAGAUGACCACCAAAAGCUCUCCUACAAGCUUGUGUUCCCCAUAACCAGCAUGUAUGGUUCAAUAUUUACAGCCUGGAGGAUCCUUGAAGUAAUGAGAGAAGAGUCUGCGACAAGUGACUGGUUAGCUUCCGUAGAGUCAUUGCUCCCUAUUACCACAGCGAUCCCUGCGCAUGUUUUUCUUCUGCUGGCUUACCUCCUUGUUGAAGAUAAAGGACGAAAUCUUCGUCAGAUACUGAAGGUCACUACAGAAUUUGCCCAGGCUGAUUCCUCUCAGGUACCAAAUCUGAUUCCAGUUUUGAUGUUCAAAUUAGGAAGACCACUGGAACCUGUGUUAUACAAUGAUAUCUUGUAUACUUUGCCUACACUUGGUGUUCACAAGGUGUGCAUAGGACAAAUUCUACGAGUAAUUCAACUUCUUGGAACCACUCCACAACUAAAAGCUGUCACUUUGCGCUUGUUGACUUCUUUGUGGGAAAAACAAGAUCGUGUCUAUCCUGAACUGCAGCGUUUCAUGGCCAUGUCCGAUGUGCCCUCUCUGUCUGUGGGCAAGGAGGUCCAAUGGGAGAAACUGAUAGCUAAAGCAGCAUCGAUCAGAGAUAUAUGUAAGCAGAGGCCAUAUCAGCAUGGUGCAGAUAUGUUGGCAGCUAUUUCCCAGAUGUUGAAUGAAUGCACUAAGCCUGACCAAGCUACUCCAGCAGCCUUGGUGUUACAAGGUCUUCAUGCACUCUGCCAGGCUGAGGUGGUUUGUAUUCGCUCCACUUGGAAUGCUCUCUCCCCAAAGCUGAGUUGUGACAUGAGACCUCUCAUUUUGAAGACCCUCAGUGAACUGUUUUCUCUGGUUCCUUCCUUAACAGUCAAUACAGCUGAAUAUGAGAAUUUUAAAGUUCAAGUCCUCAGCUUCCUCUGGAACCACACUCAAAACAAGGACCCAGUUGUAGCAAAUGCUGCAUAUAAAUCUCUGUCACACUUCGGUGCCAGGGAGCACACCAUUCUUCAUCUGCCUGAAAAGGUAAGACCAGAAAUCCAAAUUCCUGAUGACCUAGAUGAAGAUGAAGAUGAGGAGGUCGAUGAAAAGGAUGUGGAUCUUUCCAUUCCUGGUUCUUGCUAUCUCAAACUGUUGUCACUCACUGCUCCUUCCGUUUUACCAGCUUUGGAGGAAUUUUUUACAUCACUUGUGAAGCAAGAAAUGGUGAAUAUGCCCCGUGGGGUGUAUCACUCUGCACUAAAAGGAGGUGCCCGCUUAGAUCAAGGAAAGACUGUAGCAGGAAUCCCCAAUUUUAUGUUGAAAAUGUAUGAAACAAACAAGCAACCAGGUUUGAAACCUGGCCUUGCGGGUGGUAUGCUAUUUUGUUAUGAUAUUUCAAUGUAUCAGAGUAAAGAUGGCAAACCAUUGAAUAGACUGAUGGCCAAUAGAGGGCGAAGUUUCAAGCAGACUUCACUUGCUCUAGUGCAUGAGGUUCACAUCCAGCUUUCCGAGUGGCACCGUGCAAUUUUUCUCCCACAGGCCUGGCUCGCAUAUAUGACUCGUGCUUAUCAUGCCAUUUUACAGGGAAGGAUAGGAGAGCUGGAGUUGCAGUUAAAACAUGGAAAAGAAGGACCUGAGGAGGUGCAAUACAAAAAAAGCACAGCCUGGCUCUGGGUUCGAGACAUGUUGACUGAUGAGGUCACCAAAGCAGCUGCAAAAGACAGCCCAGUGGUCAAAGGCAACGCGCUGUUAGCCUUAAGCAGUCUUGCUGUCAUCGUUUCCAAACAUGAAGCCAGCCUCUCCUCAGACUCUGGGGGUGUCCUGGAGGUUCAACCUAAUUUCCUUUCAAUGAAAGCGUGGGUUUCCAUGGUGUUUGAUACUCUUCUGGUCAUUGUCGAUAGCCAUUACCAACCCAGAGGACAACUUUUCUCCUGGUUUUAUUAUAAAUCCUAUUCUGGUGAAAACACAGCUAGUGCCAUAGCACGUUCUGCGGCCGCCACGGCUUUGUCUCUCCUUGUGCCAGUUUUCAUUAUCUCUUGCAAAGAGAAGGUUGAGGAAAUCCUGAACAUGCUGACUGCCAGGUUACCUGGGAAACCAAGUGCUGAUGAGUCUCAAGCCGUGCAAAUCCACAUGGGCCUUGCUUUGGGGAUGUUUCUCUCUCGCUUGUGUGAGGAGAAACUCAGUGAUAUAUCUGGCCAACAGAUGAACCUUCUUCUGAUGAAGUCUUUGGAUGCCCUGGAAAAUUGCUGCUUUGACACUAGUCUUGAAUACAACACGGGCUGUAUACUGGGAGUUGGACUUGUCCUGUCCCUCAUGAGCCACAGCAGCCGAACGGAGUCGCGAGUUCACGUGGCAGCCUCGCUUCGGAAGCUCUCCGUGUACCUAGAUGACAGCGGGGGCCAGAGCAGAACCUUUCAGGAGGUCCUUGCCUAUACCCUCAGCUGUGUAUGUACAUCCGCAUUCAGUGCUGGAAUUAUUGAGGCUGUGGAGGCUGAAGAUAUUAUGAAUAAGCUUCGACUGUUAGUGGAGAACAACCAGCAGACUUCAGGUUUUGCCCUGGCAUUAGGAAACAUAGUUCAUGGUUUGUCUGUGUGUGGACAUGGAAAAGCUGAAGACUUGGGCAACAAACUGCUCCCUGCCUGGAUCAGAAUUGUUCUAACAGAGGGCACCUCCACAAUGCUUUGUUUGGCAGCUCUUCAUGGCAUGGUGGCCUUGGUAGGCUCUGAAGGGGAUGUAAUGCAGCUGAAGUCAGAAGCCAUCCAGUCCUCUCAUUUUCAAGGCAGACUUAAUGAAGUCAUUAGAACUUUAACUCAGGUCAUCAGUGUGUCUGGGGUGAUUGGUCUUCAGUCAAAUGCAAUCUGGCUUCUAGGACAUCUUCAUCUGUCUACUCUGUCCUCAAAUCAAAGUAGAACCUCGGUUCCUACUGACUAUAGCUAUUUGCCUGAAAGCAGUUUUAUUAGAGCAGCCAUUGGCUUCUUCAUUACAGGAGGAAAAAAAGGUCCUGAAUCUGUGCCUCCUUCCCUUCUCAAAGUUGUGAUGAAACCCAUAGCAACUGUUGGAGAAAGCUACCAGUAUCCUCCUGUGAACUGGGCUGCACUCCUCUCUCCACUUAUGAGGCUAAACUUUGGUGAAGAGAUUCAGCAACUGUGUCUUGAAAUUAUGGUGACCCAGGCUCAGUCAUCCCAGAAUGUAGCUGCACUGUUGGGAAUAUGGGUGAUGCCGCCACUGAUCCAUGGUCUGAGUCUAAAUAUCAAGAAAUACCUCCUGUUAUCUGUGCCUUCGUGGAUAAAACACAUCUCUGAUGAACAGAUCGUGGGUUUCGUUGAAAGCUUAAUGGUGCCAGUUUUUAAAGCAGCUUCCCCACUCUCCAAACCUGAGUUAUGCCCGAGUGCCUUACAGGGUCUGAGCCAGGCCAUGAAACAGCCCAGCCCUGCCUACCACCUCUGGAGUCUGCUCAGCAAAGCUACUGGGAAAAUUUUUGACCUUCUGCCAAAUAAGAUUCGGAGAAAUGACCUAGAGCUGUAUAUCAGUGUAGCAAAAUGCCUCUCGGAAAUGACAGACGAUGAAGCCAAUCGGGUUGCCCAGAUUACUGAGAACAGCCUAGAAAAGGCUGCCUUUGUUAGACUAUACUUGGUCUCUCAAGGACGGUUCCCCUUGAUGGGCUUGACUGAUGUGCUCAGUGUUGCUAUUCGGCACCAUGAAAAAGACACACUGGCCUGGAUGAUACUGCACAGCUUAUACCAGGCACGGAUUGUGAGCCACGCCAACACCGGCGUGUUGAAGAGAAUGGAGUGGCUCUUGGAACUGAUGGGUUAUAUCAGAAAUGUUGCUUACCAGUCAGCGUCUGUUCAGAACGUGGCUCUUAACGAGGCUUUGGAUUUCUUGUUGCUGAUAUUUGCAACAGCAGUGGUUGCAUGGGCAGACCACACUGCCCCUCUGCUCCUUGGCCUCAGUGCCAGUUGGUUGCCAUGGCAUCAGGAAAAUGGUCCAGCUGGGCCAGCAUCAAGGUUCCUUGGCAGGAGUCCCUUGCACAGGGUCACUGUGCAGGAGGCUGUCACUCUCCUUCCCAGUAGCAUGCCUCUUCUGCUGCAGAAAGAGCCAUGGAAGGAACAGACCCAGAAGUUCAUUGACUGGCUAUUCAGCAUCAUGGAAAGCCCUAAAGAAGGCCUCUCAGCAAAGUCCAAGGAUCUUUUAAAAGCCACCCUGCUGUCCUUGAGAGUUCUCCCAGAGUUUAAGAAGAAAGCUGUAUGGACCAGAGCGUAUGGUUGGUGAACAGUUUUGAAGUAGCCAGCAGCAUUCUCAGCUGGAUGAGGAAAACCAUACAGACAGAAGGAAUUUUUCAGAAUUCGUGUCUGGGCUUACUGAGACGAUGCAGAGAGCUGAAGGUCAUGAAAGGGUGGCCACACAACUGACAGCUUGAACCGUGAAUGCCAGGACAGGGGCCACUGCUUCAGUACCCAGGCCAUUUGAUACUGAAACAAGAACUUGGAUUUUUCUUUUAUUUGGCUAGAGUUCAAUCUAAAGAUUUUUUUGUGAAAAUCUAAUUAUAUCAUUCUCCUCCCCACUAAAUUCUAGUACAAUAAUCCUGUGAA
Messenger RNA from Kogia breviceps (pygmy sperm whale), 6140 nucleotides. RefSeq names its product focadhesin (gene FOCAD). Lineage: Eukaryota; Metazoa; Chordata; Mammalia; Artiodactyla; Physeteridae. Gene Ontology annotation, biological process: regulation of post-transcriptional gene silencing. The record is from RefSeq and is a predicted model, not a curated record.